This is a messenger RNA of Daldinia loculata, 2124 nucleotides long. RefSeq names its product carboxypeptidase S1. NCBI's taxonomy places the organism in Eukaryota, Fungi, Ascomycota, Sordariomycetes, Xylariales, Hypoxylaceae. Gene Ontology annotation, cellular component: fungal-type vacuole. The record is from RefSeq and is a predicted model, not a curated record. Gene Ontology annotation, molecular function: serine-type carboxypeptidase activity. The transcript has a single exon. The coding region runs from base 161 to 1852 and encodes 563 amino acids. Gene Ontology annotation, biological process: proteolysis.
UAUGUUUAUUGCCUAUCAUAAGUAAUUGGAAUACUACUUUUCUAUUAUAUUUCAACUUUUCUAAGAUCGUAAGGCUGACAACCUCGGUUUUUUCUACUAGGCAGGAGUAUGUGGUGAUACUGCCUCAUACGCCGGCUACGUAGAAUUUUUGCCUAAUUCUAUGAAGGGGAUUUCACACGACUAUCCUAUCAAUACAUUCUUCUGGUACUUUAAGUCCCAGAAUGAUCCCCAAAAUUCUCCUCUGGUUAUAUGGAUGAAUGGGGGACCAGGUGCUUCGUCUCUGUAUGGCCUUUUCACAGAGAACGGUCCUUGUCACAUCAACCGUGAUCUUGCGCCGGAAGUAAACCCCUGGUCUUGGAAUAGACACUACAAUGUACUUUAUGUCGAUCAACCGGUCCAAACAGGCUUUAGUUAUGAUGUCCGUACCAGCGGCCUCCUUGAUCUUGAGACUGGCAACAUAGUCCUCUCGGAUCCCGAUGAUCCAGGAAACAAUACUUUUAUCCCGGGUAACUUCAGCAGUCAAAAUGUCAAGUCGACUGCAAAUACCACUGAAAUAGCGGCUAUACAUUUCUGGAACUUUCUUCAGUCGUGGACAAAGAAUUUCACCGAGUACAACACCAGCGACAAUUCGAUUAGUAUCUGGACGGAAUCCUACGGUGGACGGUAUGGGCCAAGCUUCUCUGCCUUCAUCCAAGAGCAAAACCAUCGGAUUCAGAGCGGCUCUUUGACUGAGGCUGAGACUCUUAACCUCACAAUACUUGGCAUCGUAAAUGGAUGUAUUGAUCUGUUCGUUCAAGAAACGGCCGGCCUAGACUUUGCCCAUGACGCGAAUCCUUAUAAUAUUUCCGGUAUUACCGACGAGGAAUAUUUGGGUGCAUUCGAUGCAUACUGGCGAGCAGGAGGUUGCCAAGACCAAAUCGAAGACUGUCUUAGUCUCGCGAAAGAUUUGGACCCAGACAUGUAUGGCAACAAUGCCGAAGUCAAUAAAGUAUGCGAGGAUGCAAGCGAUUUCUGCCAAAAUAAUGUGGAGGGCCCUUAUUUAUAUCGUAAGAAGUCGGCAUUUUAUGACAUUGCACAUUGCUACUUGGACGCGUUCCCCGGAAAUGAAUAUUUGGACUACCUUGCCAACCAUGAUAUACUUGAAAAGCUGGGUGUACAUGUCAACUACACUGAUAUAUCGAAUAUCGUCGGAAAGGCAUUCAACGCUACAGGAGACUACACGAGGAGGGAUCCAAAGGGCUACCUCGAAGAUAUCGGUACGCUCCUAGACUCAGGUAUACAAGUAGCCAUAAUGAAUGGCGAUCGAGAUUAUGCUUGUAACUGGAUCGGUGGCGAACGCGUUAGUCUUAACGUAAGCUACGGGCAGAGCGACAAAUUCAAGAAUUCUGGGUACGCCGACGUGAUUAUACCCGGUUCCACGCCGGUAGGACAAGUACGCCAACAUAACUUGUUCUCCUUCACCCGUGUCUACCAGUCUGGUCAUAUGGUCCCCGCAUAUCAACCGGAAGUGGCCUACGCAAUUAUGAGCCGAGCCAUGCAACAGAGGGACCUCGCUACGGGUCGUAUCAUCGUAACUGAGGAUUACUCGACGAGCGGCUCUCCUAACUCGACCGUUAUCCUUGAAGCGCCUCCCGUUCCUUCAGUCACAUGCUACUUGAGGGGGAUGGGCGCCACAUGUGCGGAUAACCAGAUCCAGGCCAUAAAAGACGGGAGUGCUAGCAUAGACAAUGGCGUAAUAGUAUCACCAACCCCUUCACCAGCUCUGUGUCCUGACCUUCCUAACAGCUUCGGCACUGUGAGGAUGGGAGCAAAAGGCGAGGAUACAUCCUUGCUGGGACACGAAGAACUUUGAACAAAGCGAAGACUGGACUACUGAUAGCUAGAAGUUCUGUCCUAGAUGCCUCAGAGGUCCGGGGAUUUAACAGGCAAGGAAAUGAAAGGUAAGACCAAAGGAAUUAAGAUAAUUGUUGCUGAAGUCUAUAUACAUCCUGUUAGGGAUAAAUGCAAGGCUAUCAACUAACCCUACAGGGUUAGGAAUGCUACCCUAUUUAUACACUCAUUAGAUAGCUAGCUAGAACUUACUUUCCUAGACAUACAAUAUACUAUUGAAAUACUCAUACAAUA